AUGUACCGCUACGAGAUUCCUAGACGAUUCCCCGUCGGCGAAACUAUCUCUACAGCGGAACUGGCCCGGCGCUGUAACGCCAACGAGGGAGCCCUUACUCGCCUAGUCCAGCACGCCGUGAGCAAGCGAUUUUUGGCCCAGCCUGGAGCAGGCGUUGUUUCUCACACGGCCUUCUCCGCAAUGAUGGCGGCACAGCCGGCCAUAUCAGACUUCGUUGGCUACGUCUGUGAGGAUCUCCGGCCGGCCGCGGCGUCUAUUCCAGACGCUCUGGCCAAAUGGCCAGCCCGGUCUCGUCGCUUCGCAUCUUCCAUGAGCCUCGUGCAACGUAUGCCAGGUUGGCAGCCGGCAGCCGCCCUCGAGGUGUUUGAUUGGGGAGCUCUGAGCCCUGAUGACGUUGUCGUCGAUGUCGGCGGUGGAGACGGUAGUUUUGCGGUAGCACUCGCAGAACGGUUCCCAGGACUGACACAAAUCAUCGUCCAAGACGUCCCCGACGUGAUUGAGCAGUCACGGGCGGCGGUUCCCGAGCCGUUGCGUGCCAUCGUCAAGCCGCUGGUUGCCGACUUCUUCGAGCCACAGACUGUGAAGGGCGCAGCGGUUUAUUUCUUGCGCAAGGUGCUUCACAACUGGCCUGACGAGUUUGCCAUCAGGAUUCUGCAGCAAUUAGCUCCGGCUCUGAAGCCCGGGGCACGUAUACUUAUCAAUGGCCAUUGCGUGCCUCCGCCAGGCAUUCUAUCGGCGAACGAGGAAUGGCGUGUCAGGGGCCAGGACCUCGCUAUGAUGGCACUGUUCAACAGCAAAGAGCGCACUAGGGAGCAGUGGACAGACCUGAUCAGGAGGGCUGACCAACGUUUCGUCAUUGAAUCUGUGACACCUAUGCCUCCGGGGCCACUUGCGUUGAUAGUAGUGGUCUGGGAAUAG
This is a messenger RNA of Diaporthe citri, 918 nucleotides long. RefSeq lists its product as uncharacterized. The coding region runs from base 1 to 918 and encodes 305 amino acids. Gene Ontology annotation, molecular function: O-methyltransferase activity. Lineage: Eukaryota; Fungi; Ascomycota; Sordariomycetes; Diaporthales; Diaporthaceae. The record is from RefSeq and is a predicted model, not a curated record. The transcript has 3 exons.